AUGGAGCAGCCAGUGCUUGUACCACCAGGACCAGACAGCUUCCAAUACUUCACUAGAGAGUCUCUUGCAGCUAUUGAACAACGUAUUGCUGCAGAAAAAGCUAAGAAUUCUAAACAAGAUCGUAAAGACGAUGAUGAAAAUGGGCCAAAGCCAAACAGUGAUUUGGAGGCAGGAAAAACACUUCCAUUCAUAUAUGGUGACAUUCCUCCAGGAAUGGUGUCUGAGCCCUUGGAAGAUAUGGACCCAUAUUAUAUCAACAAAAAAACUUUUAUAGUAUUGAAUAAAGGGAAGGCAAUAUUCCGAUUCAGUGCCACCUCUGCCCUGUACAUUUUAACUCCGUUCAAUCCUCUUAGAAAAAUAGCUAUUAAAAUUUUGGUACAUUCAUUAUUCAGCAUGCUUAUUAUGUGCACUAUUUUGACCAACUGUGUGUUUAUGACCAUGAGUAACCCUCCGGACUGGACCAAGAAUGUAGAGUACACCUUCACUGGAAUAUAUACGUUUGAGUCGCUUAUAAAAAUUAUUGCAAGAGGCUUUUGCUUAGAAGAUUUUACUUUUCUUCGAGAUCCAUGGAACUGGCUCGAUUUCACUGUCAUUACCUUUGCAUAUGUGACAGAGUUUGUGGACCUGGGCAAUGUCUCAGCGCUGAGAACAUUCAGAGUUCUCCGAGCUUUGAAAACAAUAUCAGUCAUUCCAGGCUUGAAGACUAUUGUGGGAGCCCUAAUUCAGUCUGUGAAGAAGCUCUCGGAUGUUAUGAUCCUGACUGUGUUUUGUCUGAGUGUAUUUGCACUAAUAGGGCUGCAGCUGUUCAUGGGCAACUUGAGGAAUAAAUGUCUGCAGUGGCCUCCAGAAAAUUUCACUCUGGAAACAAAUAUAACUUCCCAGCUCAACAGCACCAUUGGUGAAAAUGGUACACUGGUUAAUUCAACAGUGACUCCAUUUGACUGGAAGGGGUACAUUGAGGAUGAAAGUCAUUUUUAUUUUCUGGAAGGGCAAAAUGAUGCUCUCCUUUGUGGAAACAGUUCUGAUGCUGGGCAGUGUCCAGAAGGUUACACGUGUGUGAAAGCUGGUAGAAAUCCCAAUUAUGGCUACACAAGUUUUGACACUUUCAGCUGGGCUUUCUUGUCACUGUUUCGUUUGAUGACCCAAGACUUCUGGGAGAAUCUUUAUCAGCUGACACUACGUGCUGCUGGGAAAACAUACAUGAUAUUUUUUGUUUUGGUGAUUUUUCUGGGCUCCUUCUAUCUGAUCAACUUGAUCCUGGCUGUGGUUGCCAUGGCUUAUGAAGAGCAGAACCAAGCAACCCUGGAAGAAGCAGAGCAGAAAGAGGCAGAAUUUCAACAAAUGCUGGAACAGCUAAAGAAGCAGCAAGAAGCAGCUCAGGCAGCAGCAGUGGCAGCGGCGGCAGUAACAGCAUCUGCAGAGUCCAGGGAACCCAGUGUCGCGGGAGGAGCAGGUGGGCUUUCAGAAAGUUCCUCAGAGGCUUCCAAAUUGAGCUCAAAGAGUGCCAAAGAAAGGAGAAAUAGAAGGAAAAAAAGAAAACAGAAAGAACAGUCUGGAGGAGAGGAAAAAGAUGAAGAUGAAUUUCACAAGUCUGAAUCAGAAGACAGCAUCAGAAGAAAAGGUUUCCGGUUAUCUAUUGAAGGCAAUAGGCUGACAUAUGAAAAGAAAUACUCUUCUCCACAUCAGUCUUUGCUGAGCAUUCGUGGCUCCCUGUUUUCCCCAAGGCGCAACAGCAGAACAAGUCUUUUCAGCUUCAGAGGUAGAGCAAAGGAUAUAGGAUCUGAAAAUGACUUUGCUGAUGAUGAGCACAGCACUUUUGAAGACAAUGAUAGCAGAAGAGAUUCUCUCUUUGUGCCGCGCAGACACGGUGAACGGCGCAACAGUAACAUUAGUCAGGCCAGUAGGUCAUCCAGGAUGCUGGCAGUGUUUCCAGUGAAUGGGAAGAUGCACAGCACUGUGGAUUGCAAUGGGGUGGUUUCCCUGGUUGGUGGACCAUCUGUUCCUACAUCGCCUGUUGGACAGCUUCUGCCAGAGGUGAUAAUAGAUAAACCAGCUACUGAUGACAAUGGCACCACUACAGAGACAGAAAUGAGGAAGAGAAUAUCAGGCUCUUUGCAUGUUUCUAUGGACUAUCUGGAAGAUCCAGCUUUAAGAGAGAGAGCAAUGAGCAUUGCUAGCAUCCUUACAAACACUGUGGAAGAACUCGAAGAAUCAAGACAGAAAUGCCCACCGUGUUGGUAUAAAUUUGCAAAUAUUUUCUUAAUCUGGGACUGCAGUCCUCAUUGGUUAAAAGUAAAGCAUAUUGUCAACUUAGUUGUAAUGGAUCCAUUUGUUGACCUGGCUAUUACAAUUUGCAUUGUUUUAAAUACACUCUUUAUGGCCAUGGAGCAUUAUCCGAUGACUGAUGAAUUCAAUAACGUACUUUCAGUUGGAAAUCUGGUCUUCACUGGAAUCUUCACAGCAGAGAUGUUUCUCAAGAUAAUUGCAAUGGAUCCUUACUAUUAUUUUCAAGAAGGCUGGAAUAUUUUUGAUGGAUUUAUUGUAACCCUUAGCUUGGUUGAGCUUGGUCUUGCAGAUGUAGAAGGGCUCUCAGUUCUUCGAUCAUUCAGAUUGUUACGAGUCUUCAAAUUAGCAAAAUCCUGGCCAACUCUAAAUAUGCUGAUUAAGAUUAUUGGCAACUCAGUGGGAGCUCUGGGAAAUUUGACUCUCGUUCUGGCCAUCAUUGUGUUCAUUUUUGCUGUUGUUGGGAUGCAGCUGUUUGGGAAAAACUAUAAGGAAUGUGUCUGCAAAAUUGCAAGUGAUUGUGUACUUCCACGAUGGCACAUGCAAGAUUUUUUUCACUCUUUUUUGAUCGUAUUCCGAGUGCUGUGUGGAGAAUGGAUAGAAACAAUGUGGGACUGCAUGGAGGUUGCUGGCCAAGCAAUGUGCCUUACUGUCUUCAUGAUGGUCAUGGUGAUUGGAAACUUAGUGGUGCUGAACCUAUUUUUGGCCUUGCUGCUGAGCUCAUUUAGUGCUGACAACCUUGCUGUGACAGAUGAUGAUAAUGAAAUGAACAAUCUCCAAAUUGCAGUAGCAAGAAUGCAGAAGGGCAUAGACUAUGUGAAAAGAAAAGCACGUGAAUUCAUCCAAAAAGCUUUCGUUAAAAAACAAAAAGCUUUAGAUGAAAUCAAACCACUUGAAGAUUUGAACAACAAAAACAGUUGUAUUUCCAACCACACUGCAGAAUUGAGCAAGGACCAUGAUUAUAUUAAAGAUGUGAAUGGAACAACUAGUGGCAUAGGCACAGGCAGCAGUGUGGAGAAAUAUAUAAUUGAUGAAAGUGAUUAUAUGUCAUUCAUAAACAACCCAAGCCUGACUGUGACAGUGCCCAUUGCUGUGGGUGAAUCUGACUUUGAAAAUUUAAAUACAGAGGAGUUUAGUAGUGAAUCAGACCUGGAGGAGAGCAAAGAGAAGCUAAAUAUGUCCAGUUCAUCUGAAGGCAGCACAGUUGACAUUGGACUUCCUGCAGAAGAGCAACCAGAAGCUGAACCUGAGGAAUCCAUGGAGCCAGAGGCCUGCUUCACUGAAGGCUGUGUACGGAGGUUUAAGUGCUGUCAAGUAAGUGUAGAAGAAGGGAGAGGAAAGCAGUGGUGGAAUCUCAGAAAAACAUGCUUCAGAAUUGUUGAACACAACUGGUUUGAGACUUUCAUUGUCUUUAUGAUUCUCCUCAGCAGUGGAGCCCUGGCUUUUGAAGAUAUAUAUAUUGAACAGCGCAAAACUAUCAAGACCAUGCUGGAAUAUGCUGACAAAGUCUUCACUUACAUCUUCAUUCUGGAAAUGCUGCUGAAGUGGGUGGCCUAUGGCUAUCAAACAUACUUUACUAAUGCCUGGUGCUGGCUGGACUUUCUGAUUGUUGAUGUCUCUUUGGUUAGCUUAACAGCAAAUGCAUUGGGUUACUCUGAACUUGGUGCCAUUAAGUCCCUUAGGACACUAAGAGCUUUGAGACCUCUAAGAGCAUUGUCACGAUUUGAAGGCAUGAGGGUGGUUGUGAAUGCCCUUUUAGGAGCAAUUCCAUCCAUCAUGAACGUUCUUCUCGUUUGUCUUAUAUUCUGGCUAAUUUUCAGCAUCAUGGGAGUAAAUCUGUUUGCUGGGAAGUUCUACUACUGUGUUAACACCACAACUGAUGAAAGGUUUGAAGUCGACCAAAUCAACAAUUUUAGUCAGUGCGAGGAACUCAUAAAAAACAAUCAAAGUGCCCGAUGGAAAAACGUGAAAGUAAACUUUGAUAAUGUAGGAUUUGGGUAUCUUUCUUUGCUUCAAGUAGCUACAUUUAAAGGCUGGAUGGAUAUUAUGUAUGCAGCUAUUGACUCAAGAGACGUGUUACAGCAACCCAAGUAUGAAGACAACUUGUACAUGUAUUUAUAUUUUGUCAUCUUUAUCAUUUUUGGGUCUUUUUUCACCCUGAAUCUGUUCAUUGGUGUCAUCAUUGAUAACUUCAAUCAGCAGAAAAAGAAGUUUGGAGGUCAAGACAUAUUUAUGACAGAAGAGCAGAAGAAAUACUACAAUGCAAUGAAGAAGUUGGGAUCCAAAAAACCACAAAAGCCUAUACCAAGACCAGGGAACAAGUUUCAAGGCAUGGUCUUUGAUUUUGUGACACAGCAAGUAUUCGACAUUAGUAUCAUGAUUCUUAUCUGUCUUAACAUGGUCACCAUGAUGGUAGAAACUGAUGACCAGAGUAAAGAAAUGGAAAAUAUUUUAUACUGGAUAAACUUGGUGUUCAUUGUCCUUUUCACUGGAGAAUGUGUCCUGAAAUUAAUUUCACUCCGCCAUUAUUAUUUCACUAUAGGCUGGAAUAUUUUUGAUUUUGUCGUUGUCAUUCUCUCAAUAGUAGGUAUGUUUUUAGCUGAGAUGAUUGAGAAAUAUUUUGUGUCCCCUACUUUGUUCCGAGUCAUCCGACUUGCCAGAAUAGGUCGCAUCCUGCGUCUCAUUAAAGGCGCAAAGGGAAUCCGCACUCUGCUUUUUGCUCUGAUGAUGUCUCUUCCUGCUUUGUUCAACAUUGGCCUGCUGCUCUUCUUGGUCAUGUUUAUCUAUGCCAUAUUUGGCAUGUCCAACUUUGCCUACGUUAAGAGGGAAGCUGGAAUUGAUGACAUGUUCAACUUUGAAACAUUUGGCAACAGCAUGAUCUGCCUAUUUCAAAUUACCACAUCUGCUGGCUGGGAUGGCUUGUUAGCCCCGAUUCUUAACAGUGGGGAGCCGGACUGUGAUCCUAACAAAGCUCACCCAGGGAGCUCUGUUAAAGGCGACUGUGGCAACCCUUCGGUUGGGAUUUUCUUCUUUGUCAGCUACAUCAUCAUAUCCUUUCUGGUGGUGGUGAACAUGUACAUUGCUGUCAUUCUGGAGAAUUUUGGUGUUGCAACUGAAGAAAGUGCCGAGCCCUUGAGUGAGGAUGACUUUGAGAUGUUCUAUGAAGUCUGGGAGAAGUUUGAUCCAGAUGCAACGCAAUUCAUGGAAUUUGAGAAAUUGUCUGAUUUUGCAGCAGCUCUUGAGCCUCCUCUUCACCUUCCCAAACCAAACAAGGUCCAGCUGAUUGCAAUGGAUCUGCCCAUGGUAAGCGGUGACAGAAUUCACUGCCUUGACAUCCUGUUUGCUUUCACAAAGCGUGUGUUAGGGGAAAGUGGGGAGAUGGAUGCCCUCAGGAUACAGAUGGAAGACCGAUUUAUGGCAUCAAACCCUUCUAAAGCUUCUUAUGAACCAAUCACAACAACGUUAAAAAGAAAACAAGAAGAAGUAUCUGCUGUCAUUAUUCAACGUGCUUUUAGACGCCACCUAUUAAAACGAACAGUAAAACAAGCCUCCUUUAUCUAUAACAAAAACAAAACUGAAGGGGGGGCUGGUCUGGGCAUUAAAGAUGAAAUCCUUUUGGACAAGUUAAAUGAAAACUCAUUUACAGAGAAGACUGAUAUAACUGCAUCAACAGCAGUUUGUCCACCUUCUUAUGAUCGUGUAACAAGGGCAGUCAAAGAAAAGCACGAAAAGGAAGAUAAAGGUGUACAGAAAUAA
Molecule: messenger RNA, 6039 nt
Organism: Lagopus leucura (white-tailed ptarmigan)
Lineage: Eukaryota; Metazoa; Chordata; Aves; Galliformes; Phasianidae
Product: sodium channel protein type 1 subunit alpha
Exons: 26
Coding region: 1-6039 (2012 amino acids)
Biological process (GO): membrane depolarization during action potential; neuronal action potential; sodium ion transmembrane transport
Cellular component (GO): axon; plasma membrane; voltage-gated sodium channel complex
Molecular function (GO): protein binding; voltage-gated sodium channel activity
Source: RefSeq, a predicted model, not a curated record